This is a messenger RNA of Cicer arietinum (chickpea), 890 nucleotides long. RefSeq lists its product as uncharacterized. NCBI's taxonomy places the organism in Eukaryota, Viridiplantae, Streptophyta, Magnoliopsida, Fabales, Fabaceae. The record is from RefSeq and is a predicted model, not a curated record.
CAACAUUCUUUUCACUUAUAUAAAACAAAACAGUGGUGAAGUGAAGAGAAAAAAAAGGUUGAAAUAACCAUAGAGAAUAUUAUAUUUAUUUAACCAACAACAACCACAAUACAAUAAUAUUGCAUUCUAUAAGUAAGUGUGAUUGAUGGGUCGUUCUUUGUUCACAACAAUUAACAAGAACUCUUCUACUAGGAAAAGGAACCCGACAACAAAAGGCAAAAAUUGUGAGACAACAAAGGUGAAAUCGAAGAGCAAAUCUAGCAGCAGGAGAAAAAUGUGGUUUGUUUAUGUGUGUGAUGAAGAGGAGAAGGAAUUGGGUAGACAAAAAGCAUCUGGGUCAUGUCCUUAUUGUAGGGGUAAGGUUGAAGCUAUGGAUGUUGAGAUCCAAUGGAGGUUUUGUUUUUUGCCUAUGUGUUUUAAGAUUAAAAGAAAGUAUUUUUGUACUUUAUGUGCUAGACGUUUAGAAUUGCAAUUUCAUUAGGUGGUUUUGGAUAUGCUGAUAUUUUCAUUUUUUUAAUUUUUUUUUUAUUUUGUGGGUGGAAGAAGGUAUUUGUGUAAAGGGAAAGGAAUUAAUAUAUUAUUUUCCUUGAGAAGCAUGAAUUUUCAUUUGUGUUUCAUAUUCAACUUUUUUGUAUUUCCCCUGUUUUUAAUCACUUUGAAACAUAGUUUCUCUUGAAUAAGGGUGUAUUUGGUUUAAACCAGGGGCAUGUGUUCUGUGUUUAAUUCAUCGGAGGAAUUUUAAUGGAGGAAAGAAUAAGGGUGUAUUUUAAUGGAGAGAAAUUGUUAAAUACUUUUGUAACUAAAAUAUACAUUGAAUUGGAUAAGGAGUGUAAGCAUUUGACACUUGUCUAGACAUGGCAAAGGGAAUGGAGAGUCGUCUUUUGUCUCCC